CAUUGUAAAAGCGUGCAGUCUACCUAUAAAUCCUCUAAAUUACUGUAGUUAAUAGCCGGACAUGUCGUUAUAUCACACGUAACUUCCACACCGCGUAAUAAAAAGAAACAUUGCUAUGACCUUAAACUAAAUCCAGGACACUAUCUGAUUGUUGAAUCAAGUAUUUUCCGGUAAUGCUCUAUUGUUCCCCUUUCAUAAUAAGUGUACACUUAGUCCGCUCUGCGUACACUGUAUUCGGAGUAUUCUGGAUGCAGCAACAUCGACCAGUGUCAGUUUUCACAUGGAGAAUACGGGAAUAUAUAUUACACUUAAAUAACAGGAAAGCAUACCCACGGCCGGGAAAUGAUUGGCGCAAAAACCAGGUCAAAAAGUAAGUCAUUGGAUAAAAUGGACAUCGAAUCAAAAGAGAAUGGCGUCAUAUCCAAUGGUUUUCAUGGUUACAAAGAAGGCUAUAAAACGCUCGAAAAUUCAGAGAUGAAUAGACGCUUGACAAAUUUGUUCAACAAGCUCAUCCUCCCAUUGGCGCUUGUUGGUCUUACCCCUCAGAUAGUAAUGCUGUAUUGGUAUACGAACGUCAAGUUUGCCGGAAGUUACUCAACUUUGAUCGCACACUUCCGUAGCGACUCCGUUCUUGGAACAAUUGUCGCAAUGUGGAAUGAACUUAGCAUUUUUAACACGUUUACUGUGGGAGUAAUCUUUGGCUACUUCGCUUGGGCACUGUUUUGGAUGGUCGUUCUACCGGGAAAAGAAGUUCAAGGACCUGUGACACCAAAGGGAAACGUUCCGCAGUACAAAGAUAACGGCUUCCUGCAUUACUGCGUCACAAUGGCUGGGUUCGCUAUCCUAACCAUUGUGCUGAAGUACAACGGCUUGACCCCCACGGUCGUGUAUGACCGCUUUGGUGAGUUGCUGGGGUUUAUGAACGUGUUCGCUCUUUGCUUUGUCUUCCUCCUGUACAUCAAAGGGAUAACCCGCCCAUCCACAUCGGACAGUGGGAAGACAGGAGGUGGCUUCGUCUUCGACUACUACUGGGGCACGGAGUUGUAUCCUCGUAUUUGCGGAAUAGACGUCAAAGUGUUCACUAACUGUCGAUUUGGAAUGACCGUCUGGCCACUGUUGGUCUGUAUAUACGCACUGAAGAGUUACGAGAUUCACGGUUUCGUAGACAGCAUGUUCGUCACUACGAUUCUUCAGCUGACAUAUAUUACCAAGUUCUUCGCAUGGGAAGCCGGAUACAUGCACACUAUUGACAUUAUCCUUGACAGAGCCGGCUACUAUAUAUGCUGGGGCUGUCUGUGCUGGCUGCCGUCCCUGUAUCCAAUCGUCAGUCACUACCUCGUCACGCACCCACUCCGUCUCGGCACUCCACUUGCCACUAGCAUAUUGAUCUUUGGGUUGUUUUCUGUUCUGAUCAAUUACCUCGCCGAUCUACAGCGUCAGGAUGUUCGCAAGGCAAACGGAGAUUGCCUAGUCUGGGGUCGGAAACCAGAUCUUAUACGUGCAAAGUACAGGAUCGAGUGUGGCGAAGAAAGGGAGAGCAUCCUGCUGGCUUCCGGUUGGUGGGGACUGUCCCGCCAUUUUCACUACAUUCCGGAAAUCCUUCUGUCGUUUUUCUGGACGGUGACAACCGGAUUUGAGAAUGUUCUUCCUUACACGUACGUUAUUGUUCUCGUUAUUCUGCUCACUCACCGCAGUUUCAGGGACGAACAUAAGUGUAGCAUGAAGUACGGAGUUUACUGGCAAGAAUACUGUACCAAAGUCAGACACCGAAUCAUACCGUUUUUGUUUUAACAGCUUCGAUACUCGUGUUUGGUUUCUUUUCAGUUAUAUAUUAAAACAGAAACAAUUUAAAUACUUAAACAGCAGAAUAAUGAAUACUACCCACUUGGUUUAAGUUAAGCUCACUAACAGCAUGUUAUUGUGAUAUUUUAAGCAAAGUUUUCACUCUUGAAUCUAGUUUUUUUUUCAUACUUGACAAGUAAACUUUGCUAAUAAAGUUGUCUUUGCUCGGUUAUUUCACGAGAUGAUGACGACAUAACAAAAAGUUGGAUAUUCGUGUAUUUGUUUAGCACAAUUUAAGUACGAAACAUAUGUAUUUUAUAAAGGUACAAAAUAUGUUCACGUAUCUGUUUAAUUGUGGAAAAGCUAUAUUUAGCCAUGUCAAAAUUUUUUUUAUCAAGACUAGGACUUGUUCUGUUUAGUAUCUACGCUGUUUUCGUUGCCAUAUUUUACAGUUAUAUUGUUCUCUGAAUAUUUUGCACAUAUACACAUUUUAACAUGAAUAAUCUGCAUGGCAGUUUUUAAUUAGAUUUUUUAACAAAAUCUUACAUUAUAUCUGAUGACAAAUUCGGGGACAUGAUAUAGUAUACGUAGAUAGUAAAAAUGAAAUACUACAGUACAGGUAAAAG
Molecule: messenger RNA, 2408 nt
Organism: Dreissena polymorpha
Lineage: Eukaryota; Metazoa; Mollusca; Bivalvia; Myida; Dreissenidae
Exons: 2
Coding region: 343-1791 (482 amino acids)
Biological process (GO): brassinosteroid biosynthetic process; cholesterol biosynthetic process
Cellular component (GO): endoplasmic reticulum membrane
Molecular function (GO): 7-dehydrocholesterol reductase activity
Source: RefSeq, a predicted model, not a curated record